Penaeus indicus is the source of this 2732-nucleotide messenger RNA. Its product is annotated as transmembrane protein 98-like. The coding region runs from base 408 to 1073 and encodes 221 amino acids. Lineage: Eukaryota; Metazoa; Arthropoda; Malacostraca; Decapoda; Penaeidae. The transcript is spliced from 7 exons. Gene Ontology annotation, cellular component: endoplasmic reticulum. The record is from RefSeq and is a predicted model, not a curated record.
GAGUUGGCACGCCUGCUUUGGCCUGGGUAGGCGUGUACGGCGGUGAUCCUGAAGCGCUGACCUGUUACAGAUUCAUCUCCCUCCUUUUACGUGACGAAGGGCAGCUCUUGUGUACGAGGCCUAUUUGGAUACCUUUCUAUACGUACGAUGUGUGUUUGGAAUGUGAGUUGAAAAUGAGGAAAACCUGUUAGUAAAAGUCUCGGUUCAAAAUGAGGCAGAGCGGUCCGAGGGAGGUACUGGAACCCUGACAAGGAAAAGGUACAGGAAGAGGACUGUAAUAAAAGCUGCGAUAAAAUACCAAAGGUUUCAUGAAAUUGGCUCUGUUUCGGGUGAAAAUGACCUCUAUGUGAACUGCGCAUCGAAAUCUCGGUGGCGUUUAUUAAUAUUGAGCAAAACCCGACCAAAAGAUGGAAGUGGUGGAGACCCUGGUCGCCGUUGCCCUCGGGGUGUUGGCGGCGGUGUUCCUCGGGUCGUUGGCGGCGCUGGCUCUCCUGUGCUAUCGGAGGGCGAGCAGCACGAAGCAACAUCAGCUGUUCUCCAAUUCGGAUAUGAGACCGGAAGUUGAACUAAUAAGCGGAGGAGACAUCUGGAGUGAGUUAGAACUGGACGAGGUUCGACUGGCGCCGCAGAUUGACAAGAUCCUGAACGACACGCAGUGGGUGGAUGAUGCUACAGGUGUGAUUCCCCACUGCCUCGCCAUCCUCAAGCUGUGCCACCAGAUGACGGAGCGACUCGUGGCUACGACAAUGACACCCAUUCAUAAGGAUAAGCUCCAUGAUAUCAUUGAGGUCACCAGGCGUCUGUCCCCUCGCAUAGACGACGUCGCUCGGGCCAUGUACCCCCCCUUGGAUCCCCGCCUCCUGGAAGCAAGGUGUUCCGCCCUCAUCCUUACCCUCACGCUCCUGGCCUGGCACGCGCGUUACCUCACCUCGAACACGACGGUGACACUCAUUAAUGAGGCCCUGACGGAUAUGGAUCGCCAUCUUUCGGUGUUGCGUGAGGCUGCAAUGGCACAUGAAACUUUCCACGGUUGCUUUACGGAAGAUGCAACAUGUGACACUGCAGAAUGUUGAAAGCAAGGAUGCUACCACACAACAAUAGUGUCUUUUUUAAUGUGCAUUGAAGUUUGUGUACCAUUGCUGAUGUAACUUUUUACCAUACAUGAUGUAGCUAUUACUUACCAUGCGGUUACAGUAUUUACCAUGCAUGAAGUCGCUAUUUACCAUGUAUGAAGUUACUGUUGAUCAUGAAGUCACUUUCUGCCAUGCAUGUAGUAGCUGUCUACUAUGUUGGAAAUAACUGUUUACCAUGCCUGAAACAGCUAUUUACAUACACAAGUUAACUGUGUGCCAUGUCUGAAGUACUGGUAUUUAAGCACCAUGUAUAAAGUACCUAAUUACCAUGUCUGAAGUAGUUAUUAUCAUGCAUAAAAUAGCUAUGUAUUUAACAUGUCCUAGCACUAGAGUAACCUAAUGUAAUAAUAUUAAAUGUCUUAAGUAAUAUUUUGUUACCUUGGUGCACUGGAUUAAAUUUUUACUCUGACACUGCACACAAGAGUAAUCCCAAGUAUACACUAUAAAGAAAGUAUAAUACUUGGUAUAGUUUCCUCCUAUUGUAAAAAGGAUGAGAAAAUGAACACUCUAAAAUCUCCUUUAAUGACAUUCUAAAUUAUAUAUAAAGGAUGACCAAAAUUCAUCCUCUGCUCCAAAAGGUGGGAGGGAGAAUAUAAUGUGAUCUUAUAAGUCAUAAACCAAAGGUAUGAAAAGUACAGAAUUGUUUAUAAUGCAUAUUGAUCUCCUUUUAAAUUACUCUUUACAAAUAGCAUCUUUUGAUUAAAUCUUUAUUUAAUAGGCUGUAGAAUGAGGUUGUACAAUGAUGUUUUGAGGAUUGAAAUCUAUUAUUAUAUUAACCAUGAUAUUACUUUUUGUUGUUAACUGUUAAUGUGGUAUAUUUACUGUUGAAUAAGGCACUCGAGAGUUUGUGUAUAUAUAUUUAAAUUUUAUAAAUCUAUAUUUGUAAUGAUAAUCUUAUCUCACAAACAAGUACAUGUGCAACCAUAGCACAAAGGUAUACACAGAUGCAGAAAUACAUGCUCACUUAUAUAUAUAUACAGGCAAGGAUAUAUUCCCACUAAUUUAUCAGUUCCAUGAUACUAACCCUAGCUUUUCAUGAUCACUUAUGAAGCUUAACUUAUUUUAAACAGUCAAGGCAUUUCAAGCAUUUAGAGCCACCUUUUUAUGGCCACAAGGAAAUAUAAUCUUAAAAAACCCUUAAUGACACAUAUUAACUGAAACUCUAGGCCUUGGAAACGCUCACAGUUUCAUGCAAAAUAAACUGAAUAAUGAAAAUUAAUGCAUACAGCAAGUGUAUCCAAUACAAGCCAUUUAUUUUAUUGAAGUUUUUCACCAAUACUACUUACAAUAGGUGUCGUUAAUGGAGUAUGAAAUACUUUAACCCUAUAUUGACAGUGCCAGAAUUUUGUUACUCCUGGCAACCGUCUAGCCUUUCUGCUGGGAGAUUCGCUUUGUACAGCGGCCCUUCCCACUAGACUUGCCAGAGUGAGUCAUAAUGCCUAUAGCCAUAACUGUCAUGAGUAUAUUUUUCAUGUCAGGAAUUGGUGUGCCCGGCUAUAAGAGGAUAUAUAAUUAAAAUCAGAUUAUCUCUUUUUAUAAUAUUUUCCAGGCUUGUGCAAUGUGCAAGUCUUUUGUAAAUAAAUCUUUUAUCAAAGGAUA